UCGUACAUACGUCUCGCACGCACCAACACAACAAAUCCCUCGCAACGCCGCAACCCGCGGAGCGCGAGCACAAAGCCCCGCGCCGGAGAAGACCAGCACAAGCACGGACGAAACGAAACGGAGGUGGUCAUCGUUGGUUGCUCCGGUCGAUCGGAUGGCGGGGGAAAGCGGGCGCAAGGUCGGCGUGGCCAUGGACUUCUCGGCGAGCAGCAAGAAGGCGCUGCAGUGGGCGGCCGACAACCUCCUCCGCCAGGGCGACACCCUCGUCCUCCUCCACGUCCAGCACCACGGCCGCAACGAGGCCAAGAACGCCCUCUGGUCUCACACCGGAUCACCGUUGAUCCCGCUCGAGGAGCUCAUGGAGACGGCGGUGAGGCAGCGGUACGACAUACCGUCGGACGGCGAGGUGUUCGACAUGCUCAACGCCGUGUCUCGGGAGAAGGGGCUGUCCGUUGUGCUGAAGAUGUACUGGGGAGACCCGAGGGAGAAGGUGUGCGAGGCGGUUGGGGAGCUCAAUCUCGAAUCGCUCGUCAUGGGCAGCCGUGGCCUCGGCCAGAUCCAGAGGAUUCUGCUGGGAAGUGUGACCAACUAUGUGCUGUCGAAUGCAUCUUGCCCUGUGACUGUCGUCAAGGCAAAGUAAUCGAUGCUCUUACAGCAAUGCAAGCCUACACCCGGGACAGAAACAUUCCAAUGUAUACUGCGUGCUGUGUCCCGACUUUGUCACCUAGAAGCAACUGCAGUGCUAUUUCAUUUGCAGUUGUAUUGUAUGUCUGUAUAGUUGAAUAAUCCUGAAUGUGUUUCUUCGCGGCUUGCCUAGUUCUCCCUGUUGUACCUGAAAUCUGUAAUACAUGUCAGUUUCUGAACAUAUUACUGCCAUCUUUGAAAGAAAGACAGAUAGCCCAACACUGACAGGCACGCUCUGUAUAUUUAUGUGUACAUCUGCAUUAGUAACGCUGGGAA
Messenger RNA from Oryza brachyantha (malo sina), 960 nucleotides. RefSeq names its product universal stress protein PHOS32-like. The record is from RefSeq and is a predicted model, not a curated record. Lineage: Eukaryota; Viridiplantae; Streptophyta; Magnoliopsida; Poales; Poaceae. The transcript is spliced from 4 exons. The coding region runs from base 155 to 640 and encodes 161 amino acids.